Messenger RNA from Ornithodoros turicata, 1274 nucleotides. Its product is annotated as phospholipase A2 hemilipin-like. The record is from RefSeq and is a predicted model, not a curated record. Lineage: Eukaryota; Metazoa; Arthropoda; Arachnida; Ixodida; Argasidae. Bases 203 to 1216 code for a protein of 337 amino acids. The transcript has 7 exons. Gene Ontology annotation, biological process: phospholipid metabolic process; arachidonate secretion. Gene Ontology annotation, molecular function: A2-type glycerophospholipase activity.
UUUUAUGUGUCGUCGCUGGAAGCAAGCUUUUGAUCUUUGCACGAAAGGGGGAGAUGCUACGUAGUGACGUCACGUGUGACAGCCGUAUUGGUAAACGUAGGAGGACGUUACCCUGUAAGCAGUUAGCUUCUCGUGGACCAAUCGCGUCAAAGCGUCAUUAAGCGCUGGCUCCAGGAACUGCUACUUGCUCAAGUGGGUUAAAAUGCGUCUCUUUGGCGCCCUCCUUCUCCUGUUCACAGCAAAGACAGACGAAAAAGUAGACCAGAAUGUAUUACAACGAUACGUAGACAGUGGCAGAAUUAUAACGUCAACGAGAAACGGUGAGCCUGUCCUCGUCGCAUCGAUCUUCGGCGCCGACGGGAGCUUGGAGGACUGCGAAGUUCUCCAGGGGAGGCAACCCGUGGACCAGGCAUCAAAAGUACUUCCGAAAGCUGCCGUCCGUCCCGUGACUGAGGGCGAGUUGAGAAUCUCUUUGGCAGCGUGCAGUAACCUCCACGGUACUUCAGGGAGAGGUCGAAGUGCAGCCGAGAAGACGUGGGUCAUUUAUCCAGGCACAAAAUGGUGUGGUGACGGAAACGUUGCUGAGAACGACGACGACCUCGGAGAGUCUCAGGGCACGGACUCGUGUUGCAGAAACCACGACCGGGCGCCGGACAAGAUUCUCGCUAGGGCAACCAAGCACGGCAUUGUCAACAGUAGAAACUAUACGAUAAGCCAUUGCGACGAUGACUGGAAGUUCUUCAACUGUUUAAAAGACGAAGGAAGCGAGGCGUCUCGCGAAGUCGGCCACCUCUACUUCGACAUCCUUGCACCCGUGUGUUUCGCAAGGGCGCCCCCGUACGAAUGCAAGGAGUACUACACGUCGGCGCAAGGUGUAUGCCGGGAGCACUUCUUCAACCUGGAGAAACCGCUACGGUGGCAAACGUUUUGGACACCGACUUUUGCGGAGAGAGACCUCACUCAAGGAUGCCCCGAAUCAGAAGAAGGCGGCCCACCGUUACUUCCCCCAUCUCGUCCCGACCAUCAGACGGUUCAUCGUCCAGGCCGGCCGGGACCUGUAGGAGCUAGGGCGCCCGAGGGAAUUGCAACGCGUCCGACACGUGGGACGCGACGUCAUCCUGGUCUUCGACCUGAGCGCGUCCCUUCACGCCAUCCUGGCGGCCUCCGGGACCGUCCGGCCAGAAGAAGGCAUCCACCUCAAGGGCAUUCAGAUUAAGUCGUGUCAUAUUCUAUGGAGGUAAAGCGAGCGACGAAAUAAAAUUUGUUAUUUGGGA